AGAUGAUUCGCUAAUUUAUUAUUCUUCUCACGCAGCGAUAGAACGAACCGGCAGGGAUUUGCUUUCAUUUGAGGUGAAUGUUUCGCUUUGCUGUGCGCCGUUUGGCUGUCGCGACUGGCAGCGGUGCCGCCGUCGCUGGGGCUGGGCAGAACAUGAACUCGCAGCAGCGCGUGCUGGAGAUCCGCUCUCCCUUGUCACUGCUGCGCAUGUGCUACCGCAGCAUCGACAUCACAGUGAAGUCACGCCACGCGCGCAACUUUCUCAAGAAGCGGCUCAUCGACCAGUGGGCCGAGAAGAGCAAGGAGACGGACCCUGAGAAGCAGCGCUUCUACAUGGACCUCGCCGGCUCGCUUCUGCAGGCCCUUCACACGGAGCGCAACCCGCAGCCGGGGAAGGUGGUGGUGUUUCAGCUGUCGCGGCGUGUUGCCUACGAGGCGAAGUUGGCGGAGCGAGAGAAGAGCGUCGGCACACGCCGUGUGCGGCGCAUGCCAAAGGAAGUGAAGUCUACUCAGCAUUGA
Molecule: messenger RNA, 518 nt
Organism: Leptomonas pyrrhocoris
Lineage: Eukaryota; Euglenozoa; Kinetoplastea; Trypanosomatida; Trypanosomatidae
Exons: 1
Coding region: 78-518 (146 amino acids)
Source: RefSeq, a predicted model, not a curated record